Molecule: messenger RNA, 496 nt
Organism: Staurois parvus
Lineage: Eukaryota; Metazoa; Chordata; Amphibia; Anura; Ranidae
Source: the annotation of a GenBank genome assembly
CCUCCAUAUCAUGUGAUUCAGGUCUUCCAAUCCCCUCCAUAUCAUGUGAUUCAGGUGUUCCAAUCCCCUCCCAAUCUCAUGUGAUUCAGGUGUUCCAAUCCCCUCCAUAUCAUGUGAUUCAGGUGUUCCAAUCCUCUCCAUAUCAUGUGAUUCAGGUGUUUCAAUCCCCUCCAUGUCAUGUGAUUCAGGUGUUCCAAUACCCUCCAUAUCAUGUGAUUCAGGUGUUCCAAUCCCCUCCAUAUCAUGUGAUUCAGGUGUUCCAAUCCCCUCCAUAUCAUGUGAUUCAGGUGUUCCAAUCCCCUCCCAAUCAUGUGAUUCAGGUGUUCCAAUCCCCUCCCAAUCAUGUGAUUCAGGUGCUCCAAUCCCCUCCAUAUCAUGUGAUUCAGGUGCUCCAAUCCCCUCCAUAUCAUGUGAUUCAGGUGUUCCAAUCCCCUCCAUAACAUGUGAUUCAGGUGUUCCAAUCCCUCCAUAUCAUGUGAUUCAGGUGUUCCAAUCU